This is a messenger RNA of Dufourea novaeangliae, 1231 nucleotides long. RefSeq names its product replication factor C subunit 5 (gene RfC3). Gene Ontology annotation, molecular function: ATP hydrolysis activity; ATP binding; DNA clamp loader activity. Gene Ontology annotation, biological process: DNA repair; DNA-templated DNA replication. The coding region runs from base 103 to 1092 and encodes 329 amino acids. Gene Ontology annotation, cellular component: nucleus; DNA replication factor C complex. The transcript is spliced from 8 exons. NCBI's taxonomy places the organism in Eukaryota, Metazoa, Arthropoda, Insecta, Hymenoptera, Halictidae. The record is from RefSeq and is a predicted model, not a curated record.
UUUUGUCCGUGUCAGUUACCCGCCAAGACGCCAAGACGCGUUGCUAUUAACCUCACGGUGCGUCGUUAAUUGUAUUUAUGAUAAAAAUUUAUAUUAAAUACCAUGACAGCGAAAGCAGUAACUGUUAUGAAUUUACCAUGGGUUGAGAAGUAUCGCCCUAAGAAAUUGGAGGACCUUAUAUCUCACGAGGAAAUUAUACAAACAAUAAACAAGUUUAUUGACGAAAAUCAACUUCCUCAUCUUCUCUUUUAUGGACCACCUGGUACAGGGAAGACCAGUACAAUACUUGCUUGUGCUCGGAAAUUAUAUACACCAGCUCAGUUCAAUUCAAUGGUAUUAGAAAUGAAUGCUUCAGAUGACAGAGGUAUUGGUAUAGUUAGAGGUCAAAUUCUUAGUUUUGCAAGUACAGGUACAAUGUACAGAUCUGGUUUUAAAUUAAUUAUUCUGGAUGAAGCAGAUGCUAUGACAAAUGAUGCGCAGAAUGCUCUCAGAAGAAUCAUUGAGAAGUAUACAGACAAUGUACGAUUUUGCAUUAUAUGCAACUACCUGAGCAAAAUCAUACCUGCUCUUCAGUCCCGGUGUACUAAGUUCAGAUUUGGUCCACUGUCUGAAAGUCAGAUUCUGCCUAGACUAGACGACAUUAUCAAAGAAGAAAAUUUGGAUGUCAGUGAAGAUGGCAAGAAAGCAUUGAUAGCCCUAAGUGGAGGGGACAUGAGGAAAGUUUUGAAUGUUCUUCAAAGUACGUGGCUUGCUUUUGGUUCAGUUACAGAAGAGAAUGUGUAUACUUGUGUUGGGCACCCUCUUCCAAUAGAUAUAAAGAAUAUUGUAAACUGGUUAUUGAACGAGUCGUAUGAAAUGUGUUACUGUAAAAUACAAGACAUAAAGCUGAAGAAAGGACUUGCAUUGCAAGACAUAUUAACGGAACUUCACUUGUUUGUAAAUAAAAUUGAAUUCCCAGACUGGAUACUCAUUGAUCUGGUGAUUAAAUUAGCAGAAAUAGAAAAGAGGGUCGCAAUUGGUUGCAGCGAACCGGUGCAAUUGAACGCUCUUGUCUCAGCGUUCCAAGAUGCUCGUGACAUCGAAGCUUCCUAAAGUUUACAUUAAGGUAAUCUCUAACUUAAAACGUUUUAGAUUUUGUUACAAGAGAAGUCAAAUAAAAACGAACGUAAGAAAGCUUAAUUCACCAUUCAUGAAUCGUUAUAGCGUACCGAAUAAAAAAUCGAUAUUUUAC